ACUCGAGACUCAAGCCUCACUGCUCGAUAGAACGUUAAGCAACUCGCGCGCAUACACAAGUUAAGCAAUUCAAGUGAAGAUUUUUGUCGUUAUGGAGAAGGAGCAUCAACCAGACUCCAUGGCAACCAUCACAAUGAAACCAGAAUACCCCCCAUCUGAGUACAGCGCUUCUGAACCCCCGCCGGCGUACCGUCAAAGAGUAUCUUCGUCGGUUCAAAUCGCGAGGAUUGCAGCCUUGACUGUAGUCGCCUCGUCCUUCAUCCUGGGUUCCUUCAUUCUGGCCUCAAGCUGGGUAUCUGCCCGCGCCUCCUGCCACCAGCUCGAGCAGCUGGAUGCGAUGCUAGACAAGGAACUGGCGUUGGAAGGAAGGGCAUAUGGCAACGACGGCCUCUUAGCUGAUGAACCACUGCCUAUUGGUAACGCACACGCACUUCACGCUGAUCCUCCAACUCUCCAUCUGUCAUCAACAGUACCACCAGUAUCACAAAGCACUGGUGCACCAUCGCCUGACAGUCUUCUGAAGGAGGACCCUCUCAAUCAAGCAGAGUCAAAGUUUGACGAAGACAAGCUACAGAAAAUUGACGAAGACAACGCGAAGGGACACACAGAGGAUGAUGAGAGCUCGGAAUCAGACAGCUCGAGUGAGGACGAAGACGAUGACAUCCUCAGACCCAUGCUGAAGCUUCCCAUCCAGUUCGAUCUGGACGAGCUCGCCGGCGCUUUCCUUGCUAACAAUCAAAAGGAUCGUAUGAACUGCGUUGUGGAGAGACGCCGCGAGGAUCCGAUGGAGCGACGAUUCCCGUUCAACAUUCUCGGAGCUUUUGCGCCACGGGCAGCUCAGGCUGAACGUAUUGCUAUCAUCUGUCAUGGAGGCGACGACAGACCAAUGCCAGUGUUCCCCGACCCACAAUCACAAGUAUUCGCAUUCCCACUGUCUGGACCAGUUCGUCUCCCGAUCAGACCUCAGCCAGAACGUAUGCCGAUGCCAGCCUCCGCUCCAGAGCAGAGAGGACCCUUCGCACCUUUAAUGCAGAACCGUCCCGGACCCUUCCCGCUUCCUAUGCCAUGGGAUUCAUCUGAGGAGCAGGUGGGUGCUCCCCGCGAGAUGAGGAUCCACGUUCAGCGUGUGAUGGCCAUCCCCGCCAGCAUGCCCCAUCAGGAAACCAUGGGCCCCUUCCCACCACCGCCGCCACCACAACAACAGGAACAGCAAGACCGAAUGUUCGCCGAGGAGCCAAUGGGUGCCCCCCGCGGUAUGCGCGUGAUCGCAGUCCCAGCGCCCCACGAGAUGCCACCAGCACCAGAGAACAUGGCACAUUUUGCAGCACCACAACAUACUCCACAGCAACAGGACCAAGAUGAGCAACCCGCUGUUUUACACCAGUUCGUUCCGCAGACCGCUCCCACUCAACAGUCAGAACAGCCCGAGCGCGUACCACAAGAAGGCAGUCCUUUUUCGGUUCAGAACAUGGAAAUCAUGCCGUGGGGCUUGUCUCAAGAGGAGAUCAGAAUGUUACACCGGCCCGUGCAGGAAGCCAUCGCCAACCAGAGACGCGAACAACAGAUUGACAAUGACAUGCAAGAGGUUAAAACGAUAAUGAACACCCUCGCUGCGGCUGCCGAGGCUGAAGCCCAGGAGCAGCAGUCACGUGGUGACGAGCAAUCCCAGCCCGAAGAAGAACCCCAGGAGAACGACGCCCCAGCACCGCGCGCCGCUCGCACCCUGCUCUUGCCUCAGGACAUGGACGGCAGGCCACACUACAUGCAGCCACGGUCUGUCCGCAGCGUGGACUCCAUUCUGCAACGUGAGAAGCGCGUCAAACGUUGCUCCUGCGCAUGCGGCGAGUAAGGGCCCCCCGUCCCCCGCAAGGCUCGCGCCACGCGUCGCUAUCACCUCACGCGACUCAUUCUAACCUAACCGUAGUGACGUCACUUCCGUCCCAACAUUUACAAACACAUUUGUUAUACUUUUUAAUGGUUUCGGUAACUGUUUGUAAAUAAAUAUAUUGUCAUAAGACCGGUGGUAUUUAAUUUGUCACGUUAGAUGUUAUCGUUGUGCAUUCUUUGAUUCCAGUAUUUUUUAGAAUUGAAUUUAGAUGUAGUUUUUAAAUAUCGAACGUUAUUGUAUAAAUAUUUUUUAUUAAUGUUACAGUCUAAAGUUUGUUAUAACGAGUUAUGAUUUAAAUCACCGGCAUUCAAGUCUGGAUAUCUGUAUGUUACAUUCAAAACUUUGAAUAAUUAUUGUGAUCCUCAAAUAAAUUUAUGUAAGUUUUA
This is a messenger RNA of Leptidea sinapis, 2274 nucleotides long. RefSeq lists its product as uncharacterized. NCBI's taxonomy places the organism in Eukaryota, Metazoa, Arthropoda, Insecta, Lepidoptera, Pieridae. Bases 92 to 1849 code for a protein of 585 amino acids. The record is from RefSeq and is a predicted model, not a curated record. The transcript has 12 exons.